Messenger RNA from Amoebophrya sp. A120, 592 nucleotides. NCBI's taxonomy places the organism in Eukaryota, Dinophyceae, Syndiniales, Amoebophryaceae. The record is from the annotation of a GenBank genome assembly.
UGGAAGUUGAAGAUCGGUCCUCUCAUUUUCGCGAAAUCGGUCUGUCCUCUGGAAAGUAGACAUUGAGAUUGUCCUGAAUCUGCUGGAGAACACGCCAUGAAAUUAUCGGAGGAUAAAAAUGUCGUUAUUGAAAUGGCAGAUGGAAGAUCCACUAAAUCUGACAGUCAACAGAUCGGUCAAAAUAUGGGUGUUUUGUAAACGCAUGGAAAGUAGAGCAAGCUUGAUGAGUCAGAGAAACGAGAAAAAGAAGUCUGUAAAUCGAGAAGAACGUUGCACCAUUUGCGAAUGGCAAUGAUUUCGUCCGCAUCUUCGUCCCAUUUUUCCUGUGCCAUAGAAUUCCAGAUCCAGGGCUCCGUGCUUAAUCUCGACGAAGAAAAAAUCCGAACAUUUCCCCAUUUUUGAGUUACAUUCCCCUUUUUGCGCCAAAUCGUAUGAAGACAAGAGGAAGAUUCCACUCUUGAGUAGUCUCUAUCGUUUUUCUAGUUUUGACAAAUAGCACCCAAGAACAGCAUCAUCGUAAAAACUUUUUCGUACGCCACACGGCUGGCAUUUUUCGCGCGCAUUGAUUUCGUACAACCUCAACAUCUAGUAU